Messenger RNA from Exaiptasia diaphana, 2466 nucleotides. Its product is annotated as potassium voltage-gated channel subfamily D member 2. The record is from RefSeq and is a predicted model, not a curated record. Lineage: Eukaryota; Metazoa; Cnidaria; Anthozoa; Actiniaria; Aiptasiidae. Gene Ontology annotation, biological process: potassium ion transmembrane transport; protein homooligomerization. Gene Ontology annotation, molecular function: voltage-gated potassium channel activity; protein binding. Gene Ontology annotation, cellular component: membrane; voltage-gated potassium channel complex. The coding region runs from base 96 to 1439 and encodes 447 amino acids. The transcript is spliced from 2 exons.
UUGCCGUUGAAUGUGGUUCAACAACUUUACCACCGCAAUGAAGAACCACUGUCUAUUUUUCUCAUGCGUGACGGUUUGACAUUAUCGUACUCACCAUGCAUCGGCAUCAGUCCAUCAACAAUCUAGACUGUUGGCUAAAUGUAGUAAAUUCAGGGUUGGUAGGCAUGUCUCCCCUGAUGGACAAACACCUAUCCAGCGCUAUUCGUCGACCUUUCAUGAAUCAAAACGAUAGGCGAAUCAUUAUUAACGUCAGCGGAAGAAAGUUUGAAACUUGGGAAAAGACUUUGCAGAAGUAUCCAGAGACGCUCCUAGGAAGUUUAGACAUUGGCUCGUACUUUGAUCGAGAAAAAUGCGAGUACUUUUUUGACCGCGAUCCGAUUUUCUUUCGGCAUGUCUUAAAUUUCUAUCGUAAGGGAAAGCUGCACUUUUCAUUGGACGAGUGUGGUUACUCGUACAAAGACGAGCUCAAGUUUUUUCGCAUUUCGCAAGACAAUGUUGAGCUAUGUUGCUACGAGGAAAUGGACGACGCGUGCAAGUGGACUUCCGAAAGAGUGUCUAAAACUAAAGAUAAAUCCUGUGAUUGUAGAGCAGCCCGGAAAAAACUCACUCUACGGCAGCGAACUUGGGAUUUUUUUGAAAAUCCCAACGAUACUCAGAUGGGAAAAUUCAUUUUUCUUAUAAUGCUCAUUGCAAUUGCCAUAAGUAUUAUAACAACGGUUAUGGAGACCUUGCCCUGUGAUCUAAACUUAACAUGUCUGCAAGUGUAUCCGCGCGAGUACUUCUACAUAGACGCAGUAUGUGUCUUCAUUUUCACUAUCGAAUAUCUAGUCCGUUUCGCCGUGGCUCCACAACGGUGGCAUUUCAUGAAAAACUUUAUGAGCAUAAUCGACGUAGUUUCCGUGGUUCCUUUUUACGUUAAAGUUUGCAUGCAAAGCGCUGGGGCUCAAGGAGCUGAAAGUCUUGUAAUAUUAAAAGUACUGCGAGUUCUGAGAGUUGUGAAGAUGGCGCGCCAUUCGAAGAGAUUGCAGACACUUGGUGGAUCUAUCAAGAACUCUUCAUCAGAGCUCGGUUUUAUAUUGUUUUCUUUCACACUCGGUGUUAUCAUAUUUGCUACGGUGAUUUAUUACUGCGAGAAGGACGAACCCAACACUAGCUUUCUUAGCAUUCCCGAUGGGAUGUGGUAUGCUAUUGUUACUAUGACAACACUAGGGUAUGGUGACAUGACGCCUGAGACCACGGUGGGCCAGCUAAUGGGAAGUAUUUGUUGUGUUGUUGGGACAUUAGUAAUUGCUCUGCCUGUCCCAAUCUUAGAAAUGAAGAUGAAACUAAUAGGACAAAAGCAAGGACCAGAUGAUGAYAAUGAGGAUGGAAAAGACAGCCAGGGAGGGGAGGGACAGGAUUCUACUUGUAAUGAACAGAAAUGCCCUUGUGAUGCUUGAGUACAAAUGAAUACUGCGAACAUUGCAUAUGAUAACAAGUGUGAAUAAUGUUGGGAAUAAUGUUGGGUAUUGCAUGUCUUUAAUGCAGAAUAAAAAGAGGUAAAAAAUGUGUACUGCUAGUAUAUGUACUGGCUGUUUCUAAUAUAAUGCUAGCAUAACAUCAAAUUAUGUUUUCAUAGUCUAACAAUAAAACAUSAAAUAUAUUACAAAUUAUAAUAACAAUUAAUAAAGUCAAUGACCAUAUAAUUACUAAUCACAACAUAGCUAGGCUGUACUCAUAUGCCCAUUACAAAGUCUAUACUCGAAAUUAAAAAUGUGAAAAAUUAUAAUAAUUAUUGCUAUCAACUACUGUCAUACCUUAAGCUUAAAACAUCAACUAAAAAUUGGCCGACGUAUAAAUAUUUUAAAUCAUUUCAAAUUUCAUCUCUCAGUCUAYGCGUGGCAUCAAAAAUAUUAAGCUUAUCCUUGGUGUGCAAGUGACGUCAUCACCRCCAUGUUGGAUGAAAAUCACAACGCAUUCCUCAUGAGUUUCUCUUGUUCAUUCAUCCAACAUGGCGGCGAUAGCUUUGUUCUAUAUUUCUCAGGGGAUUCCUGGUCAUGUGGUUGCACACCAAGAAUAAGCUUCCAUCAAUGUGUUUAGAAAUCGCUUUAAACUAUAAAUUUAUACCGGUCUAUACUAAUACAAAAUACACAAAUACAAACAAAAAGAGUUUCAAAGCUCAUAAAUACCCAUUAAAAAAGCAAAAUAUAGUUACCUUGCGUUUUCUAGUCGUCAAGUCCAUGGCUGACUGUUGUCGCUCGCGGUCAAAACAUUCGCUGAAGCUUGGCUUAAUUUUCAGCACAUUUUGUCCCCGUGUGGCAAAAUUUCAGCACGUCUAAGUCCAUUGUUAAUUUCGAACUUGAUUUCUAUUCYAUUUUCCUCAAUAUUUCGGAUAAUCUUUACGUGAAAAGUGCAUUUUAGUAGAUGACAAACAGCUCCGACUUCCACCAUUUUGUUGACUUCGAUUUUCCCGCCCUUGUGCUGUUG